AUGUCUGAAGGCAAGGUGCUGUCUGGAGAGGUAACUCACUAUGUGAUGCCUGAUGCAGGCGUGGUGAGAGACUUUAUGGAGAUUCUGGAGUUUAGAGAGAUCCAGGGGAUAGUGUUCACACAGACUGCCUGCCAGGCUGUCCAACACAGCAGAGGACGCAGGCAGUACAACCGGCUACGCAGCUUGCUGAAGGACCCCCGUCAUCACUGUAUCCUGUUUGCCAACGAGUUCCAGGAGUAUUCCUACUGCCCCAGAGAAAAGGGAGAGCCGCAGGACAAAUGGCAGACCAGGUGUGUGUACCAUGCUGCGGUGUGGUACCAUGACCACCUGGCAGGUCUGAAGCCAGUAGUGAUGAUCACUGAAGACCAGACCGCUGUGGCAGAGUACAGCAGCCUCAACUGUGGUGUCUAUGUCCUCUGUACACAGGAGUACCUACAGACGUUCUGGCCGGAGCUGCAGGCUGCCCUGGAGCUGUACUGCUCCAUCGCUCAGUCCCUGCAGGAGAAAGGGAGCGAGGGGACGGAGAGAGAGUACACUGAACACCUGCCUGCCGAGGUCCUGGAGGCUGGCAUUAAGUCUGGCCGAUACAUACAGGGCACUCUGAAUGUGAACAAGCACAGGGCCCAGCAUGAAGCCUUCGUCCGCUUUGAGGGCUCCUCUAACAAAAGCUCAGAGCUGAACAGUGAUGUGCUGGUGUGUGGGGGGAAGAAUCGUAACCGGGCGGUGCACGGCGAUAUGGUUGCCGUGGAGCUGUUGCCGAAGGGGGAGUGGAGGGGGAGAACCACGGCCCUGACGGAGGGACCGGGGGAGGAGAAGGGAGACAAGACACAGAGCCAACCCAUGGCCACAGGUCGUGUGGUGGGGGUCCUCCAGAGGAACUGGAGGGACUAUGUCGUGACAUUUCCCCCCAAGGAGGAGACCCAAUCACAGAGCAAGAACUCCCAGCGAAUCCUGGCCACGCCCUGGGACCAACGCAUCCCCAAGAUCCGAAUCAGCACCCAACAGGCUGACAAACUACAGGAUCACCGUGUGAUAGUGCGUCUGGACUCGUGGGACAGCACCUCCCUCUACCCUAACGGACACAGUGUCAGGGUGCUGGGCCGGGCUGGGGAGCUGGAGACUGAGGUCCAAACCAUCCUCAUAGAGAACUGUAUCCAUGUACCUCCUUUCUCUGAGGCGCAGCUUGGUGAGAUGCCUGUGUCCUCCCCUGAAAGCCCCUGGUCAGUAGACCCUGCUGAGGUGAUUACCAGACGGGAUCUGAGACAAACCCACCUGGUGUUCAGCAUCGACCCUCGGGGCUGUGAGGACGUAGACGACACCCUGUCCGUAUGCAGCCUCCCCCCAGGCCCGGGGGGUCAGAGGUUAGAGCUGGGCGUUCACAUCGCUGACGUCACACACUUUGUUAAAGAGGGGUCGCUGACGGACCUGGAGGCCCGCGCUAGUUGAGUGAGGGAGGCCACCACAUACUACCUGGCCAACCGCAGGUAUGACAUGCUGCCUGCUGUCCUCAGUGCUGACCUCUGCUCUCUGCUGGGAGGAGUGGACAGGUAUGCCAUGAGCGUCAUGUGGGACCUGGAUGCCCAGACCAUGGCGGUGAACAAGGUGUGGUACGGUCGUACACUAAUCCAAUCCUCCUACCAGCUUUACUAUGAACUGGCCCAGGCUCUGCUCAACGGAGAGGAGGCAGAGGUCCCAGAACUAGCCCAGCUACCCCCUGGGGAGAGGGAUGCCAAGCUGGCCCAGCUCACCCAGGCCCUGGAGACCCUCACCCACGUCGCCAGACAACUGCGUGCCCAGAGGGACAGGGGAGGAGCGUUGGAGCUGGAGGGGGUAGAGGUGAGGGCGCAGCUGGAUGAGGACAGGAACAUCACAGCCCUGGUGCCCAGACAGCCACUGGAGGUCCAUGAGACGGUGGGUAACUAA
Salmo salar (Atlantic salmon) is the source of this 1923-nucleotide messenger RNA. Lineage: Eukaryota; Metazoa; Chordata; Actinopteri; Salmoniformes; Salmonidae. The record is from RefSeq and is a predicted model, not a curated record.